Messenger RNA from Clupea harengus (Atlantic herring), 4290 nucleotides. Its product is annotated as WD repeat-containing protein on Y chromosome-like. The transcript has 24 exons. Gene Ontology annotation, molecular function: calcium ion binding; protein binding. Bases 1048 to 4290 code for a protein of 1080 amino acids. NCBI's taxonomy places the organism in Eukaryota, Metazoa, Chordata, Actinopteri, Clupeiformes, Clupeidae. The record is from RefSeq and is a predicted model, not a curated record.
GAUGUUUUGAGGUUCCAUUAAUCUCCACUCACUCCUAACACGAUCUGGAACUUCCUGCUUAAAAUACUGGUCUUCAGAAGUCAAAUCAAAUGGAAUAUUCCUCUGAAUUUCUUAAAUUAUUUAAUUAAUUCAAAUGAUCUAAAUGUGGAUUUGUAAUGUGGUGAUGACUAGCCUGUGAUAAUGGUUGAUAUAAUCAAAAUCAUCUCUGUCACAAACCAUGAUCUUCCUCAGUGACAUCAUAGAUGUUUAACACAUUCCGGAAUUUGGUCAUUCUAUCCUACUUGAGAUAUUGAUUUCAUUUCUGAACUUCAAAGGCAGAUCUGAGUAAUCUGGGACCCUUGAGAUCAUGGGAAGUUCUACAAUCAAUGACAUCUCUGUGACUGAGAAUAGGUACGUCAUUUAUCAUACGUAGACGUAGUAGCUUAUAAUAAAUAUGCCGUGGCAUGCCACUAACUAAUUAGCUUUGCAGCUGAGGGAUAUUUCAUGUUGCCACGUUGAUUAUUUGUUGCACAUCUGAUCUCAGGCUUUCAGAAGGAGACCGGCAUAAACACAAUGGAGCUCAGCCUGCCAAUGGGGCAGCCAAGACCAGCGAGCCGUCGCACGUGGGCGAGAAGGGGGUCCGCGUGGAGGAGCAGAUCAACAACGAGCACCUCCGCCGCAUCGAACGCAUGUUCCACGAGGCCGACACGGAUGGAGGAGGAGGCCAGUCAAACCCCACCACCACCAUCACCACCACUUUAUACGAGUGUUUUUAUUCUGCCAUAGUCUCCCAGGAACUACUGUGCUUCUUUUUUUUUUUAAGAUAUUGAAUUAAUACACAUUAUUUUUUUCAACAAAGGAGCCUCAAGAAAAAAGGGCUGCAUAAUGAGGCCUGUCUAAGAUCCUUAGUGUUCUCAUUAUUUUCCAUUUUCCAUUAUUUUCCGCUCCUCGCUCUAUCUCAUUCUCUCGCUCUUUUCUUUCUCUUGCUAUUUCUAUACCUCUGUCUUCCCUGGUGUGUCGUUCUUUCUUCAUGUUGCUUUAAAAAAAAAUCUUCUAUUAGGUUUGGAUAUGGAGGAAUUUCGAGAAGCAAUGACGAAGAUCAUGGGUGUGGUUGAAGAGGAGGACGUGGACAUCCUCUUCAUGAAAGUGGACACAAACUGUGAUGGCACUGUAGAUUGGGACGAGUACCUGAACUACAUGCUGCUGGAGUACCGAGAGAAAGACUCCCUGCAGAAGCAGAACAGACCCCUCUACUUCCCCAAGCCUCUGAAGGUGGUCCCUGUUGCCCACUGUGAGCCCAUUGUGAGGAUCCAGUUCCACCCAUACCAGGCUCCACAGGCCGACAAAAAGGUGGGGGAGGAAGGGGCGGUGCCUAAGACACGCAUGCAGCUGGGCCGCUACCUGACCGUUAGCCGUGAUGGCAUCCUCAACUACUAUAGCGAGAGGUUUAAGCUCACCCGCACCAUCAAUUUGGAGCACCUGAAGCGCACCAAGCUUACUUCUCCUUCACAGAAGAUCUGGGUGACUGACAUGAUCUGCCUCAGCAACCUAAACCUGCUGGCCCUGGCCUCCACAGGAAGAGACGUGGAAUUCUUUGACAUCAGCGCCAACAAAUGUGACAUUGUGUUCUCGCUCACUGGCCUAGAGGGAUAUGUGGUAGUCAUGGACUACUGGACGGAUGGAACCAAAGGAGUAUUUAGUUUGGGAGAUGUGGAUGGUGCCAUCUCAGUGUUUAUCUCACAUAAUGUUCUCCAAAACGGGCUUUUCAACAGUGGCGUCAUUAAAUCCAUAAAACCAGGGGGGCGGACUCGCCUAGCUUUCCCAGCGCUGCUUAAAAACACCUCUAAGUACUUCCUCUGCUUUAAAGUGACCUUGCACAGCACAUGGUGCCAUCAGAUCCGCUUCUUCCCGGAACUGAACGUUGUCGCCACCUGCUGUGCCUCUGACCAAACUGCCAUGGUGUUGACCAGCAUUCCCCACUCACACAAGGCUAAAGUCUACAACACUGCCUUUCAGCUAAGGAAAGGGAUCCUGUGUUUUGAUUACUCUGCAGAUUUUAACAUCAUAGUGACUGGAGGCUUUGACCGGAUUGUGAGGGUGUGGAACCCCUACGUCACCAACUGUGCCACCUGCCAGAUGAAGGGUCACUCCACGGCUGUCACUCAUAUUUCUGUCAACAGCGAACUCAACAAGAUCAUCAGCAUCUCCAAAGACAAGAAUGUCCGCGUGUGGGACCUGCAGGACUGUGCCUGCCUGCAGAACAUCCACUCUAGAAACAUGCCCUUGGGCCGAUUCCCCAUCUUCAGCGUCCAUUACAACCAGGACACCCACACACUAGUGAUGGGCACCUUUCUGUUAGGGGUUCUCCAUGGAGUGGUAGAUGAUGUGGAUACACUUGAACAAUACAACCUGAAGACGUCCCAUGAGCAUCCUCUGUGUACCGCUGUCUACAACUCCAACUUUAAACAGGUGGUGAGUGGCUGUCAUAAUGGCAUUGUUAGUGUGUGGGAUAUCUUGACCGGUGAGAAGGUCAUGCAGUUCCAGACGUCCCCAGAGAAAUCUGCGGAGGUGACUGCUAUGUCGAUUGAUGGGAACAAGAGACGCCUCAUCACCGGUUCUAAAGAUGGAGUGAUCCGACUGUGGAACUACAACAACGGAGCCUUGCUGCUCACACUCCCUGUGCUGCACGAAAAUGAGGUGACAGGGAUCCUAUACAUUAACCAAAGGAUCUAUGUGUCUGGGUGGAGCAAGAAAGUCAUGUGGUAUCUAGAUGUGAAAGAGGACAUGGAGAUGGAGUACCGUGUGUGGAACCAGUAUCACACUGAAGACAUCUACUCCAUGGAUGCCCAUGGCAAUAAGAUGUUAGUAACUGCCUCAUACAGUGGUGACAUCAUUGUCUGGAACAUCGACUCCGGACGAGCCUUCUGUCGCUUUAAUGCUUCUGAGAGCCCUCGACCACUGAUGCCAAAACGGGUGAUUGCCGACAGCAGUAGCUUUGAGGCCUAUGAGGCCUGUGAGUCUUGCCCGUCAUUACUGAGUAGGAAUGAUGAAGAGGAUAACAUGGAAGGACCUGAGGGCUUCAGUGAAACCCACCUCCACAACCCUUCUCCCCAGGCAGGGCGGUCAAGCACCAGCCAGAUUGAGAUCCCACAGGAAUUCAAAAAGGAUGUGGAGAAUAAGUCCACUAAGUCACCUGGACCAAAUCCAAAGGAGAGGAAAGCUAAGCCAGAACCCAUUGGUGAUGAGGAGCUGGAGAAGCCUAGACUUGCUGUGGAGAAGGCUCUCUUCUUGGGUACACGAGAGAGGAGUCUUGACACAGCCAUCCUUUUGACCAGUGCUGCUGAUGGCCACAUCUACGCUUGGUCUAUCCACCACCAGGGGGGGCUGCUGGGCAAGUUUAAAGCAGUGCACGGAGAGGAUGUGUCCAUUAGCUCCAUGUCUACUGAUCUCCAGGACCAGAUGCUACUCACUGGGGACAGCAAGGGAUACAUCAUGCUCUGGGACAUUGGGAAGUACUGCUACUGCAUGCAAGGGGGACAGGAGGCCCCAGCCCAACAGAAAGGAACCAUUAAACUACACAGCCUUAUCCCCAAGUACUGCAAGCUGGACGGGCCACGGAAGAUUGUGCCACAGGAUGUAACAGAAGUAAGGCUGGGAGGAGCGGAGUGGGAGUGGAAGAAUGCUUUAAAGCUCACUACUAUGCUUGCCUCAUUUGAAUGCACAGUUCUGUCGUUAGUCAGAACAUUCUUAAAUAUCUAUGUUAUCUACACAGUAUGUGAAUUUGUGUGCUCAUACAUGGAUGUGUCUGCAUUUUCACCUCAGGAGGUGAUUGAUGGAUGGGCCAUAUCCCUGGUCCCACCCCGUCUGCUGAGCUCCUGGCGUGGUCACGUGAAGAGCGUCGUCAGUCUUGAUUAUGUGGAGCGUUUCCGUCUCAUCGUCACGGCAAGCCUUGACUGUAACGUACGCGUGUGGACCAUCAAAGGAGGCUACGUGGGUACGUUUGGGCAGGCAACCUGGUGUGUGAGAGACCGUAAGGAUUUCCCCUCGGAUGUGCCCAUAGAUCUCCGCAGGGUAGGGUCCUCCCAGACACUGAAGGUGCUCAAUCAAGGCAUGAGACCACACUGGAAUUAUGCCCGGCGUAUUUUGUACGCCCUCAAUUUGCAACGGAAGCAAGCCUCCUCCAUGUCCAGUGCAGCAGAUCACCUGCCGGAGCUGGUGGGCAGUGACCCGCGCAUUACCAAUUACACUGAUGAGCAGAUUGAAGUGACCUGGGAUAAAUGGGCUUUGAAGGGCAAGCAGUUCACUGUCUAA